This is a messenger RNA of Bombina bombina (fire-bellied toad), 2094 nucleotides long. It is a transcript of the gene SYT3, whose product is annotated as synaptotagmin 3. The transcript has 8 exons. Gene Ontology annotation, molecular function: clathrin binding; phosphatidylserine binding; calcium ion binding. NCBI's taxonomy places the organism in Eukaryota, Metazoa, Chordata, Amphibia, Anura, Bombinatoridae. Gene Ontology annotation, biological process: regulation of calcium ion-dependent exocytosis; regulation of dopamine secretion; cellular response to calcium ion. Gene Ontology annotation, cellular component: membrane. The coding region runs from base 1 to 1593 and encodes 530 amino acids. The record is from RefSeq and is a predicted model, not a curated record.
AUGUCAGGGGACUAUGAAGAGGAUACUUGCAACAAUGCAAUAAGGUUGAUGAAAGAACUAUGCUAUAGCAAACAGGAGUACUCAGAUAAUGAAAAAUGCUUGGAGUUUUUUGACUUACUGCGAAGCCAGGGCCUCUCACGGCAUUUGGACACAGAUAUUUCUGUUAGUCUGCUUUCGGUCAUCGUAACCUUCUGUGGGAUUGUUCUAUUGGGUGUUUCACUGUUUGUUUCCUGGAAGUUGUGUUGGAUUCCAUGGAGGGACAAGGGCUCCUCCCAAACUCAACGAAAAGACCAUGGGCACCACAGUCAUCUGCACCAUUCCCAUUAUGGGGACCUCCUGGUGGAUCGCGUGGAGCUUGGACCUGAGAUGCCUGAACGUUCAUAUUUAGAUAUGGACUCUUACCCAGAAGCCAACAUUAAAAUAAGUCAGACAUCUCCUGAUAUACCUGUGGAGGGUCAGGCUGUGGCCAAGGAAUCACAGAUACCUUAUGCACAGUCACACCAGCAAGUGGCAAACAUACCUCCAACUGCCAGGUAUAAUACACUGCCCAGGCCCAUGACCCAGCAACUGUCUAGUCCUGAUUUUUCAGGUCAUGUGGAUGAAAAACCAGAGCAGGCCACCAGCAUUGGUCAGAUUAAGCCAGAAUUAUACAAGCAACGAUCAGCAGAUGCCGAAAUGAAAAAACUGGAAGCAACCAGUUGUGGGCGCAUCAGCUUCAUCCUGCGCUAUGCCUAUAAUACAGAGCAGCUGGUGGUAAAGAUCCUGAAGGCCCUAGACCUACCGGCAAAAGAUGCUAAUGGAUUCUCAGACCCCUAUGUUAAGAUGUAUCUACUGCCAGAUCGUAAGAAAAAAUUUCAGACUAAGGUUCAUCGCAAGACUCUUAAUCCAAUCUUUAAUGAGACAUUCCAUUUUAAUGUGCCCUUUAAUGAGCUGCAGAACCGAAAAUUGCACUUCAGUAUCUAUGACUUUGACCGCUUCACCCGUCAUGACCUUAUUGGGCAGGUGGUGCUUGAUAACCUCCUAGAGUUCUCUAAUCCCACAGAAGAGAGUCCAAUCUGGAGAGACAUCAUGGAAGGAAAUUCAGAGAAAGCUGAUUUGGGUGAAAUAAACUUCUCGCUGUGUUACCUCCCAACUGCUGGCCGUCUCACUGUUACCAUCAUUAAAGCAACCAAUCUAAAGGCAAUGGAUUUAACUGGAUUUUCAGAUCCAUAUGUCAAAGCUUCUUUAAUCUGUGAGGGGAGGAGACUGAAAAAACGUAAAACGUCAAUAAAAAAGAAUACAUUAAACCCAACAUAUAAUGAGGCUCUUGUCUUUGACAUUCCCAAUGAGAAUAUGGACCAUGUAAGCCUCACGAUUGCUGUUAUGGACUAUGAUUGUAUAGGACACAAUGAGGUUAUUGGUAUGUGUCGUGUGGGGAGUGAUGCUGAUAUGCCUGGCAGAGAACACUGGAGUGAGAUGUUGGCAAAUCCAAGAAAGCCGAUAGAACAUUGGCACCAGCUUGUUGAGGAGAAAGCUUUAGGCACCUUUCUGACUAAAUCCCCACCACCUCGAGAGAAACCUAGUAUAGUAGUGGAUAAUAUUCAGUCUGACUAGCUGUUUCUGCUGCCUAGAAAGAGGAGAACAGAUAAAAUGAACUGUCUCCAAGCCAGGAGUUUGUUUCCUCUUCAUUAGACCGUUUUCACGAGGUGGGUCCUGAAACAGAAGAAAAGAAAAAGCUGCAAAAUGCACCAGUUAAUUGCAAAAUCAUUUUGAUUUCCUUAAAGCCAUACAGUACUCAUGAACAUUUUGGUUCAACCCCACCAUACUAUGGUGAACUUUGAGAGUUUUCUGUUCCUGUUAAUACAGAAAAUAGACUAGUGGUCACCAUUUAAACUCCAGCAAUGCUCUACAUAAAGCAUGGGGAAUGAAGAACAGCAUAUGGAACAGAACUACAUUUUUGGAUGAAGCAAACAUGAAUUAAUUAAUGUUGACACCUCAUCUGAGUGAUCUGCAUGUCAUGGAAAAGCCUCUCUGCCUAGCCGGCAUUUACUGUAUCUCCCUGGGCAUGGUGAUACAGUGCUUGACAGCAGGAGUAAUUCCACCAUGGUCCUUAGA